This is a messenger RNA of Aspergillus heteromorphus CBS 117.55, 878 nucleotides long. Its product is annotated as putative Rho-like small GTPase. Gene Ontology annotation, molecular function: GTPase activity; GTP binding. The coding region runs from base 95 to 706 and encodes 203 amino acids. The record is from RefSeq and is a predicted model, not a curated record. Lineage: Eukaryota; Fungi; Ascomycota; Eurotiomycetes; Eurotiales; Aspergillaceae. The transcript has 4 exons. Gene Ontology annotation, biological process: small GTPase-mediated signal transduction.
AAGAAAAUCGCGCAUAAGAGAGAACCUGCACGGUAGCCACAAGGCUUGAAUAAGGGGUCUAGGUAGUAGAGACUGCCUCAGAAUACCAUUUAUAAUGGGGGACAACGAGCGUCUUGAGGACGAGACAGUGACCAUCGUUGUGUUGGGAGAUUCGGGAUGCGGAAAAUCGACAUUUCUCUCAAGCUUGAAAUCCAACCCCCGCAGGGCCCCAGGACAACGACCAAACCCUGCAGAUAUCCAGAUACAUCUUCUCCGGGACAGUGACCAGCCCUUUCUUUAUGAUAUCCGCUUCUCAAAGAAAUCUUUCGCCCUUGAGGUAUAUGAUACAGCGAGUCCCAACCAGCAUUGGUCUACCCUGAAACCGGACGUUAUUCUUCUGGCGUUUGACAUCUCGAACAGAGAAACGUUGGAUAGCCUCAGGACCUGGCGAAACGAUAUCACUAGGUACUUCCAGUACGGGCAUGGAGAACGCAUUCCCAUCAUGAUGGUGGGUCUGAAGAGAGAUCUCAGGGUAGAAGGCGAGGGGAUUAUCUACCCACAAGAGUCGUAUCGGAUCGCGCAGGAACUCCGCUGUGAUCGGUAUGCAGAGUGCUCGGCUGUGACUGGGGAGCUUCUGGCGGAGACAUUCGAAGAUAUUGCCCGUCUAGCAGGGAUGACGACAACCAAAGCUGGUGGUCAGACUGCUGGGACCUGUGUUAUUUUAUGAUGCGUUUGAUACCCCUCGAGAUUUGUUUCCGGAUCCAUUAGUUUAUGCUUUCUUUUGCUGUACUAUAAAGAACUGGUUGGAGUUGGAUGUGUUGUAACUUCGAAUAUUGUGACAAAGCGAUGGGCGCGGUCGCUAUCAGCAUGGUUUCUACUUUAGCUACCUUGAGAUACUC